Molecule: messenger RNA, 6120 nt
Organism: Setaria italica (foxtail millet)
Lineage: Eukaryota; Viridiplantae; Streptophyta; Magnoliopsida; Poales; Poaceae
Product: BEACH domain-containing protein B-like
Exons: 22
Coding region: 69-5747 (1892 amino acids)
Molecular function (GO): protein binding
Source: RefSeq, a predicted model, not a curated record
GCCGGAGUUUGUUCAGUGUGUCAUCAGCACUCGACAAUGCAGACAAAAGUACAUUUGAAGCAGCAAUUAUGGGGGGAACAAAGUUAUGCUCGCGGCACUUGCCUCAGGACAUCAUUUACUGUGUUGGUGGUGUCUCUGUAUUUUUCCCACUCUUCACACAGUUUUUUGAUGCUGCAAUUGAUGUUGUGCAAUCUUGCCAUACACCUGUUGGCAAUGACAAAUUGGCAGCUGAGGUCAUUGAGCUAGUCGCAACUGUUCUGGAUGGAAAUGUAUCGAAUCAACAACAGAUGUAUCUUCUUUCUGGGUUAUCUAUUCUAGGCUUCUUGCUUCAAUCAGCUACACCACAACUCUUAACCACCAAAACUCUUUCCGCACUAAAGUAUAUGUUCGACAUUCUGAGGAACUGUGGCAUGUCAAAAAUUCUCCUGAAAGAUGCUAUCUCACAAAUUUAUUUAAAUCCACAAAUAUGGGUAUAUGCAAGCUAUGAAGUGCAAAGAGAUCUCUAUAUGUUUGUGAUAAAAUAUUUUGAAACAGACGGGAGGCUUUUACCACUUCUAUGUCAACUUACUUGGAUUAUUGAUAUUGUGUGCCGAUAUUACUGGGAAAAGGCUGAUUCUAGGCAUGUUGCUGCUUCCAAGCCUUUGCUGCAUCCAGUUACCAAAGAAGUUAUCGGGGAGAGACCUAAGAUAGUUGAAAUUCGCAAGCUUCGUCUUCUCUUUUUAAGUUUAGCAGAAAUGAGCUUAAAGCUAAAAAGUUCUCCAGAUGACAUAAGAGCGCUCGUAGCGUUUUUUGAGAGGAGUCAAGACAUAGCAUGUAUAAGGGAUAUGCUGGACACGAUCAUCCCUGCUCUUUCACAGGGCUCAGUUUUAUCAUCCUUUGUGGAGAAUGUAAAUUGCCUUGGUGGUUGUUGCAUUUUCAUUAAUCUUCUUAAGAGGGAAUUUGAGCCAGUCCGUUUGUUGGGGCUUCAGCUCCUUGGAAAGCUCUUGGCUGGGAUUCCUUCUGAGAAGAAAGGGAUGAAAUUAUUUCCCUUACCCUUAGUGCAGUCUAGAUCCAUCUCUGAAAACCUCACAAAAGAAAUAACAGCUGCACCUCAAUUGUUCUUCUAUGCAAUAUCUGAAAGGCUAUUCAAAUUUCCGCUAUCGGAUAAUUUAUGUGCAGCUCUUUUCAGUGUUCUUGGUGGAACCACUCCACAACAGGUCCUCCAGGAAAAUUCUCAGUCUGAUCCAUCAAGGGAUAAAAAUUGCAAUCUUUCAAGCUCGGCACCCUUUUCCCUUCCUCAGAUUUUGGUCUGCAUCUUUAGAUACAUGCAUUCUUGUCAAGAUUCAUCAGCACGCAGAAGAAUCUUAAAUGACCUUCUUGGUUUGCUGGAUUCAAACCCUUCAAACAUUGAGGCCUUAAUGGAGCACAGUUGGAACUCUUGGCUUGAAUCAUCAACUAAGCUUGAUGUAUUUAAGGACUACAAAUCAGUUUCUAAAGGUGAGCUUGAUGAUGGGGAUACAGAUGAAAUAAGCCUUGUGAGGAACCUGUAUUCUUUGGUCCUUUCGUACUACCUGCGCUCUGUUAGAGGUGGCUGGCAUCAGCUUGACGACACUACUAAUUUUUUCCUUUUAAAACUUGACCAGGGACAGCUAUCAAGUUUUGAUUUGCUGAGGGACAUACUUGAUGAUAUCGCAGGGAGCCUUCUUCAGAAAUCUGUGAAAGAUAAUAUUUUCCUUUUUCAGCCUUGCUGUGAUAAUGUAUUAUAUUUUUUGAACCUUAUACAGGAGUUGCUUGUCAAUCAAAUGGGAAUUAAGCUCUUGUUUCCAUCUUCCAAUCUUUCAGAAGAAUCUUCACAUGAUAACAUGUGGAAAGAAGAUAUUAAGUCAAUCGUAAAUGAUAUUUUAAAUACUGAGAGCAAUGGUCAAUAUACAAGAUUUUCUGAUGGAAAAAAAGUCAGUGAUGAUUGGUGGAGCUUCUUUGACAAGGUGUGGAGUAUUAUAUGUAAUUUGAACAGAAAAGGACCAAGCAAAUUGCUGCAAAAAGAUCCAAAUGUUGAUGUUGCAUCUUUGGGGUUGAUGGAGUCUGUGAAUGUCCCUACUCCUGAAAAGGCUGCUGUUGUUGUAUCUGAAGGUAUCGGUACUGCAUUAGGUGUAAAAACGAAUAGAUUCACUGAGAAAACUAUAAUGUCAAGGGAGGAGAUAAUUCCAAGAGUUUUCUUCCACCUUGUGAUUCUGUACCUCUGCAAAGCUGGAUCAGAAAAUGCAUCCAAGUGUGUCCUGCAGUUCAUGUCAUUGCUUCCAAUUCUUCUUAUUUCAGAAGAUGACCAAAGCAAAAAUAAGCUGCACUUUUUGAUCUGGUCUUUAUUAAUCGUAAGAUCUCAAUAUGGACAGCUUGAUGAUGGCGCACGUUUCCAUGUUUGUUCGCACUUGAUUCUUGAAACUAUCAUAUAUGGAAAGUCCAUGUUGGUUACUAAUAUCUUAGGUAGAGAUGAUUCUAUGGAAGUCAACAAGAACAAAGAGACUGGAUUCAUUCUUAGCUUUAUACAGAAGGAUCGCAUUUUUGCCGCGGCUGCUGAUGAGGUUAAGCACAUGAAGGCUGUUCAGGCUGAUCGCUUAAAGCAGGUGCAGGAACUUCAGUUCAAGCUUAAUGAAAGUUCCAGAAAGGAGACACGGUUAGUGCAGGCCAUUGAAGAUGAGAUACAUUUUACUGUCACUGCCGCCCUUUCAGCAGAUGAUGGUAGAAAAGCAGCUUCUCAACUUGCUUUCCGUGAGGAUCAGCAAAUGAUCACGGAUAAGUGGAUACAUAUUUCCCGUGCUCUGAUGGAUGAGAGAGGACCAUGGUCUGCUAACCCUUUUCCAAAUGAUGUUGUGACUCACUGGAAACUUGACAAGACAGAAGAUAGAUGGCGACGGCGGUUUAAGCUCAAGCGUAAUUACAAAUUUGAUGAACGUCUAUGCCAACCUUCACAGUCAAGGAAUGAAAGUACAUGUCCUUCAGCUGACCAACCAUACAUUAGUGCCAAAAUUCCUGAGAAAAUGAAGCGGUUCCUUCUUAAAGGAGUGCGUGGAAUCACAGAGGACAGUGGCUAUGAACCAUCUGAAGACACUAGUGAUGCGAGUGAAUCUUCACAGAGUAAUCCUUUAGAGAGCCAAAACCAGAAUAAUGCAGCAGAUUCCUCUGAUUAUCACUCUACUGUACACGAUAAGAAAGAGCCAUCAUCUACUAAUGGAGAUAAUGAUUAUACAAAGGUGCUAUGUUCAGUUCGUUGUGUUCUUGUAACCCCAAAGCGAAAAUUAGCAGGAUACUUAGAUAUCACACGAACUGUUAUGCAUUUUUCUUUUGAAUUUUUGGUUGAAGGAACUGGAGGAUCAUCUGUUUUCAGCAAAUUUAAAGAUAAAAAAGAUUCAGAUUGCAAGAACGAGCUGGGAGGAGUGGACAGACUUGAUGGAUGCCGAGAUGGUAUGAUUGAAACCAAUGGUGUGUUGAUGCAAAACCAAUCUAACAAGAUUAAACGUCACAGAAGGUGGAACAUAACCAAGAUAAAAGGAGUUCAUUGGACACGCUACCUACUACAAUAUACUGCAAUGGAGAUCUUCUUUGAUGAUUCAAGUGCACCUAUAUUUUUAAACUUUUCCUCCCAAAAGGAUACUAAAAAUGCUGGGACUCUGUUGGUUUCUCUCAGGAAUGAAGCUUUGUUCCCUAAAGGAAGUAUCAAAGACAAAAAUAGUAUCAUUUCAUUUGUCGACAGGCGAGUUGCUCUUGAAAUGGCUGAGAAUGCCAGGGAAAUAUGGAAAAGGAGGGAGAUCAGUAACUUUGAGUACCUUGUGAUUUUAAACACCCUUGCUGGAAGAUCUUACAACGACUUAACUCAGUAUCCUAUAUUCCCAUGGGUAUUGGCUGAUUACACAUCAGAAAAGCUUGAUUUCAAUAAGUCAUCAACUUUUAGGGAUCUUUCGAAACCAGUUGGUGCUUUGGAUGAAAACCGCUUCAAGGUUUUCGAAGAUAGAUAUCUUAGUUUCUGUGAUCCUGAUAUACCAAGUUUUUAUUACGGAUCUCACUACUCUAGCAUGGGAAUUGUUCUGCAUUACAUGCUUAGGCUCGAGCCAUUUACAACUCUGCAUCUAAGCUUUCAGGGUGGCAAGUUUGACCAUGCUGAUCGUCUGUUCCACAGCAUUGAUAGCGCCUACAGAAAUAGCUUAUCAAGUACAAGUGAUGUCAAAGAGCUUAUUCCAGAAUUCUUUUACAUGCCUGAGUUUCUUGAAAAUUCAAAUUCAUAUCAUCUUGGUGUUAAGCAGGAUGGUGAACCUAUAGGCAAUGUUGCUCUCCCUCCAUGGGCGAAGGGUUCACCUGACGAAUUCAUCCACAUCAACAGAGAAGCCCUUGAAAGUGAAUAUGUGAGCUCUAAUCUCCAUCACUGGAUUGACCUCAUAUUUGGUUACAAGCAGCGUGGACAGCCAGCUGUUGAGGCAGCAAACAUAUUUUACUAUGUGACAUAUGAAGGUGCAGUUGAUCUGGAAAAUAUGGAUGACAUGUUGCAGAAAUCUGCUAUUGAGGAUCAGAUAGCGAAUUUUGGACAGACACCAAUACAGAUCUUCCGGAUGAAACAUCCAAGAAGAGGACCUCCCAUCCCAAUUGCUCAUCCGCUGUAUUUUGCGCCACAGUCGAUAAUAUUGACUUCGAGUGUUUCUAGGACAAUCAGCCACAUGUGUGCUGUACUAUUCAUAGGUUUGUUGGAGAAUACAGUUGUGUUGAUGAAUGAGGGGCUCAUAUUGUCAGUAAAGCUGUGGUUGACAACACAGCUGCAGUCAGGUGGAAAUUUCACCUAUUCUGGACCACAGGAACAUUUCUUUGGAAUCAGUUCAGAUGUUAUCUCUCCUCGUAAAAUUGGCACUUUCCUUGCUGAAAACGUUGAGUUUGGAAGACAUUGCUUAGCAACAAUGCAAAAUAAUGGUGACAAUUAUUUGAUUUUAUGUGGAAACUGGGAGAACAGUUUCCAAAUAAUUUCUCUUAGUGAUGGAAGAAUUAUGCAGAGCAUCAGGCAACAUAAGGAUGUCGUUGGCUGUGUUGCAGUUUCAUCUGAUGGAAACGUGGUUGCAACUGGUGGUUAUGACACAACUGUUAUGAUCUGGCAUGCAUUUCGAGGAAGACCAAUUGAUAAGAAAUUGAGGACUGCCAAUUUUGAACUUUCAGAAAAGGAACAUGUUAUAGUGGAAAGGCCUGUUCAUAUCUUAUGUGGUCAUGAUGACAUCAUAACAUGCUUAUUUGUUAGCACAGAACUGGACAUUGUAAUUAGUGGUUCAAAAGAUGGGACUUGUAUUUUUCAUACACUGCGUGAAGGGAGAUACGUUCGGUCGAUUCAGCAUCCUUCUGGUGUUGGUUUUUCGAAAUUGGUUGCAUCACAGCAUGGGAGAGUGGUAUUGUAUUCUGAGAAUGACCUCUCCUUGCACAUGUACUCCAUCAAUGGAAGACAUAUUGCUUCUUCAGCAACUAGUGGACGUCUCAAUUGCAUGGAACUUAGUUGUUGUGGUGAGUUCAUUGCUUGCGCUGGCGAGAAGGGACACAUAGUGCUACGUUCUAUGCAUUCUCUUGAUACUGUUUGGAGGUAUGAUGGAGCUGGGAAGACAAUAACUUCUCUAGCUGUGACCCCUGAGGAGUGCAUCCUAGCAGGAACCAAGGAUGGUAGCUUGCUAGUGUUCUCAAUAGAAACUCCUCUCCUUCGAAGGGGGAGCAUGCAACGAAAUAGAAUAAAGCCCUCCACAACUGGUUAAGUCAUCAUGUACUUCUGGCAGCAAUAAGUCCACCAAAAGAAAAAUCAUAAGCUUCAUGCUAUAAACAUAAGGUCAGAUCGCAUUGGCUGUUUUAUCUGGAGCAACUAAAAGUUAAGAUUGUAGUAACCAAACGCUGCCGCCUUUGGCUGUCCAGUAGGAUGUCCCCGAGUAGAUUGAAAGCCACAUGGACUUACAGAAUAGAGAUAGGAAAUGGACACAUUACAACCCAGGACACGAACCUACGAGUCAAGCAUGAGUGUAACUAAUUAUACAGGCUAGCUAAAUUCUUAGUGAGGUCUGUGAUAUUUUGGCUUUAGCAAACUACUGUAGAUUCUUUUUGUCUGACAAUAAUAAGCGCUGAAUUUCCUUGAAA